Aspergillus candidus is the source of this 1662-nucleotide messenger RNA. RefSeq names its product glucose-6-phosphate isomerase. Gene Ontology annotation, cellular component: cytosol. The transcript has 2 exons. The coding region runs from base 1 to 1662 and encodes 553 amino acids. The record is from RefSeq and is a predicted model, not a curated record. NCBI's taxonomy places the organism in Eukaryota, Fungi, Ascomycota, Eurotiomycetes, Eurotiales, Aspergillaceae. Gene Ontology annotation, molecular function: monosaccharide binding; carbohydrate derivative binding; glucose-6-phosphate isomerase activity. Gene Ontology annotation, biological process: gluconeogenesis; glucose 6-phosphate metabolic process; glycolytic process.
AUGCCGGGUUUCUCGCAGGCUACCGAUCUCCAGGCCUGGAAGGAGCUCCAGGACCACCACAAUGCCGUGGGUCGGAACAUCGUCCUGAAGGAGCAGUUCGAAAAGGACCCCCAGCGCUUCGACAAGUUCAGCCGCACGUUCUCCAACACGGUGGAUAACUCGGAUAUCCUCUUCGACUACUCCAAGAACUUCCUCACGGAGGACACCCUGGCCCUGCUGGUCAAAUUGGCCAAGGAAGCUCAGGUGGAGCAGCUCCGGGAUGCCAUGUUCAAGGGCGAGCACAUCAACUUCACUGAGGACCGUGCCGUCUACCAUGUCGCACUGCGCAACGUCAGCAACCAGCCCAUGCAUGUCAAUGGCAAGAGCGUUGUCGAGGACGUCAACUCCGUGCUCGAGCAUAUGAAGGAGUUCUCCGAGCAGGUCCGCAGCGGCGAGUGGAAGGGUUACAGUGGCAAGAAGAUCGACACCAUCAUCAACAUCGGCAUUGGUGGCUCCGAUCUGGGUCCCGUGAUGGUGACCGAGGCCCUGAAGCCGUAUGGCCAGGAGGGGAUGAAGCUGCACUUCGUGUCCAACAUUGACGGCACCCACAUCGCCGAAGCUCUCAAGCACUCCGACCCCGAGACGACCCUCUUCCUGAUCGCCUCCAAGACCUUUACCACUGCCGAAACCACCACCAACGCCAACAGCGCGAAGACGUGGUUCCUGGAGACGGCCAAGGAUGACUCUCAUAUCGCCAAGCACUUCGUGGCCCUGUCCACCAACGAGGAGGAGGUCACCAAGUUUGGUAUUGACAAGAAGAACAUGUUUGGCUUCGAGUCCUGGGUGGGUGGUCGCUACUCCGUGUGGAGCGCCAUCGGUCUGUCGGUCGCCCUCUACAUCGGCUUCGACAACUUCCACCAGUUCCUGGCCGGUGCCCACGCCAUGGACAAGCACUUCCAAGAGGCUCCCCUGGAGCAGAACAUCCCCAUCCUGGGUGGCCUGUUGAGCGUCUGGUACAGCGACUUCUUCGGCGCCCAGACGCACCUCGUGUCUCCGUUCGACCAGUACCUGCACCGGUUCCCCGCCUACCUGCAGCAGCUCUCCAUGGAGAGCAACGGCAAGGCCAUCACCCGCUCCGGCGAGUACGUCAAGUACACCACGGGCCCCAUCCUGUUCGGCGAGCCCGCCACCAACGCCCAGCACAGCUUCUUCCAGCUGCUGCACCAGGGCACCAAGCUCAUCCCGUCCGACUUCCUCAUGGCCGCCGAGUCGCACAACCCCGUCGAGGGCGGCAAGCACCAGCGCAUGCUGGCGUCCAACUUCCUGGCCCAGUCUGAGGCCCUGAUGGUCGGCAAGACGCCCGAGCAGGUCAAGACCGAGGGCGCGCCGGACAACCUGGUCCCGCACAAGACGUUCCUGGGUAACCGCCCCACCACCUCGAUCCUGGCCCAGAAGAUCACCCCGUCGACGCUGGGUGCCCUGAUCGCGUACUACGAGCACCUCACUUUCACCGAGGGCGCCAUCUGGAACAUCAACUCCUUCGACCAGUGGGGCGUGGAACUGGGCAAGGUGCUGGCCAAGAAGAUCCAGCAAGAGCUGGAGACGCCGGGGGCGGGCGAGGACCACGACGCCUCGACCCGGGGCCUGCUGUAUGCCUUCAAGAAGAGGUCCAACUUGUCAUAA